AUGUCAGAAACUCAGCCGCCAGACGGGGCAGUGUCCGCGAUCUCCAGUGAAGACAAAGGAAGUGUCAGAGUCGCGAUCGAGGGCUGCGCCCAUGGGACACUGCACGCAAUCUAUGCAUCUAUUGAUGAAGCCUGUCAAGUCAAAGGCUGGGACGGCGUGGAUCUGGUAAUCAUUGGCGGUGAUUUUCAGGCAGUCAGAAACCAGCACGACCUCAACGUCACCUCGAUGCCACAAAAGUACCGACGCAUGGCAGAUUUCCAUGAAUACUACAGUGGCGCCAGAACUGCACCUUACUUGACCAUUUUCAUUGGAGGCAACCACGAAGCCAGCAACCAUCUGUUCGAACUCUACUACGGAGGAUGGGUUGCGCCCAACAUCUACUACCUCGGCGCUGCCAAUGUAGUCCGAUUUGGCCCUCUCAGAAUAGCGGGGCUGAGCGGCAUAUGGAAGGGCUACGAUUACCCAAAACCUCACUUCGAGCGGCUUCCAUACAAUCGAGAGGAUACUUCGAGUAUCUACCAUGUUCGAGAACUUGAUGUUAGGAAACUACUGUCAAUCCGCUCACAGGUCGAUAUAGGUCUCUCGCAUGACUGGCCACAGGGCAUUGAGAUGCAUGGAGACUAUGAAUGGCUUUUCAAAGCAAAGAAAGGAUUUGGGGUUGAUUCACAGUCCGGGAAGCUAGGUAAUCCAGCGGCACGAGAAUGUCUGGAUUGGCUUAGACCUCCAUACUGGUUCUCUGCACAUCUGCACACCAGAUAUGCCGCCAUUCUUCAGCAUGACCAGACUGGAGGGUCUUCAUCUAGAAAGUCGACAUCCAACUUACGAUCCCACAACUCUCCUGACCAGCAUACGGCAAAGAAAGCCAAGGCUGGGCACCUCUCGAACCCUUCUUCCGUCUCAAGCUCAUUGAGUCGCACCCACGACGCUCUUCCUACCCCUGAGGCACGUCAACGGGUUUCGGCAUGGCAACAGUUUCACGUGUCUGCUCAACGUGACGAUGCUGAAGAAAGAGAUAAGAUCCUGCAGGACAAAGAAAGUCGGCGGCGGGAGGAAGAGAGAACAGGUAUCCGGUCUACGCCCCAAUACUCGUUCCAAGAGACCUUCAAGCAGGUCGGCAGUGAUGCAGGAUCCGAUCGUCAGCUCAUCUCGACAACUCAGAGUGAAGUCAAGCCUGAAAAUCGUGGCAAUGCUAUCCCCAACCUCGAUGGGUGCUUCUUUUCGAGGCCUGUCAAGAGACAACGACUCGACUCUGCAUCUCAAGGGUUAGCUCCAGGUCAGAAAAGCUCUGGCCCUGCACUCGUCUACGCUAGAGACCAGCUCGACGGCGCACAAGCUAGUCUACCAGAGGCACCGGAUGCUGUUGUCGAAAAUCCAGACGCGAUUGAUAUCGAUAUGAGCGACGAGGAUGAGCUCGUGGCAACUGGUAGAAACAGCACCACAACUUCUCAAGCAACUCCUCUUCCCAUACCCGAAGCGAAACUCCACAGUGGUGCCGAUCAAGACACCGCGGGGAAACGUGGACUAUUCUCUGUCAGUACAUCGGAGGAGAGUGAGGACGGCGGUGUCAAGCUCAAUGCACAUGCUGCGGCUUUUCUUGCAGAGCUGUCCAUACCUACCCCCGCGAGCAGAUCGCCCGAAUCUCCAGAAUUGCUGCCUGGGGCGCCCAACUCUACACUGAAUCCUUCUGCAGAGACAUUCCCACCGCCAAUCUCAGAGUCAGCUGGUGACAGUACCAUGGAGGACUCGACGCAGCUUCCAGUCACAGCUGCACCAAACCCGGAACCCCAACCAAGCGAAAACGAAGUCUCCGAAGAGAUGCGAGCCCAGCUAGCAGCUUUAUCCAGCACGUUCACGCAGAAAGAGAAGGAGAAGAUUGAAGUCUCACCGAGCCUCCCAUUCCCCACAGAAAUCUCCAACAAGACGACCGAAUUCCUCGCCCUGGGCAAAUGUGAAGCAUAUCAAGAAUUCCUACAGCUUCUGGAAAUCCGCUCGACCACGUCUCAUGAACAAAAGAUAGUCGGGCCCCUCAAGCUUUCCUACGAUCCGGAAUGGCUCGCCAUCCAGCGUGUUUUCGCUUCCGAACUCGCCCUGGGUGGAUUGCCGACGGACAGAGUUCCCCCUCACCGCGGCGAGGCACAUUACCGAGAUCAGAUUGUCAAGGAACAAGAAUGGAUCUUCGAACAUGUUGUUAGGCCUGGUAAGCUGCUGGUUCCGGAGAAUUUUUCCAUCACGGCGCCGGUGUACGAUCCUAACCUCAACGUCGAACCUACUGCUAUGCCGACAGAAGUUACGAAUCCUCAGACCAGCGCCUACUGCGAAUUGAUUGGGAUCGAGAACAAAUUCGAUAUCAGCGAAGGGGAGCGCAAUUUCAGAAAGAGCCAAGGCCCACGGCCAGAUCGACCAGAAUAUCUAGCUUAUGAGAGCAGAUUCUCCCGCAGACAGUCAGGCGGACACGGGCACGGACAUGGAGGUGCUAGAGGCCGAGGUGGGGGUGGGGGUGGAGGCGGUCGUGGCCAUGGUCAUGGCGGGCGAGGCGGAGGCGGAGGCGGAGGCGGCGGUCGAGGACGAGGACGAGGUCGUGGUGGACGCUGGUGA
Molecule: messenger RNA, 2595 nt
Organism: Capronia epimyces CBS 606.96
Lineage: Eukaryota; Fungi; Ascomycota; Eurotiomycetes; Chaetothyriales; Herpotrichiellaceae
Exons: 3
Coding region: 1-2595 (864 amino acids)
Biological process (GO): mRNA splicing, via spliceosome
Cellular component (GO): nucleus
Molecular function (GO): RNA lariat debranching enzyme activity
Source: RefSeq, a predicted model, not a curated record